This is a messenger RNA of Physella acuta, 697 nucleotides long. RefSeq lists its product as uncharacterized. NCBI's taxonomy places the organism in Eukaryota, Metazoa, Mollusca, Gastropoda, Physidae. The record is from RefSeq and is a predicted model, not a curated record.
AUUGAACUGUAAAUUCAAUAUUAAAAAAACAGAAUUAUCAUUUCAUAACGAUGACAACAGCCACACAACAACGCAAGGAGCCAGAAGUGCUGUCACAUUCCAGCUUAGCUAUGUUGGCAAGAAGGGUUGGUAAAGAAAGCUUAAAAGGAGUGGAAUUUGCCAUGUACCUUAUAUACAUUCCAACAACUACAAUCAUCAAGUGCAUCGCAGACAUUACAGAUACACCACUCACCAACGAAGGCUCAGAACAGAAUAAAAUGGAUGUGACGCAGAAAUGUCUGUUUUUAUGGAAGGAGCUGACAAAAUGCACGAAGACAAAUCAGAGGGUGAAAGAGCUAGAGAGAGCAUUAAGAGAAAUAGGUAAGGCAGAUAUCGCUGAUAUUUUACAGGAGCGACAUCAAAAUAGCCAGGAGUUAACUCAAGAAAUUUUUGGCUAAUAUCUUGGAAGUCAUUGUAUGCAAGUAGGAAGUGAUUGUUAAUACUUUAAAUAGUGAAGAUGUUAUUUUAUACAUAAUUGAAUAGUAAAUAGUGUUAUUACUGUAAAAUGUAUAAAAAUUACUGCUGGAUAUGUUUAUGUUUUAAAAAAUUAUGAAAUAGUCGUUCAACAGUUGUAAUCUAUUUUAUCAAAAUUGCAAUUAACUAGAAUAUACAUGCAAAUAAUGUUAACUUCUAAUAACUGUCAAACAUGCAUCAAGAA